Molecule: messenger RNA, 12765 nt
Organism: Lethenteron reissneri (Far Eastern brook lamprey)
Lineage: Eukaryota; Metazoa; Chordata; Hyperoartia; Petromyzontiformes; Petromyzontidae
Product: WD repeat and FYVE domain-containing protein 3-like
Biological process (GO): aggrephagy
Molecular function (GO): metal ion binding; protein binding
Source: RefSeq, a predicted model, not a curated record
AUGAAGGCGCGCAAGACAGUUACAUCUCUGAUCUUGCAGAGCACGAUGCAGCAGCAGCAGCUGCAGUUGCAGCGCUGGCACCGGGGGCUGCUGCUGCUGCGGCCGCUGGACUCUGUGACCGUGCCGCUGACGCGCGUCAAGUGCCUCGUCUCCAUGACGACGCCGCGCGAUGUGCGCAGCAGCGGAAGCGGCAGCACGCCGCCCUUCGUCGAGUUCGACAUGGCCCCCGAAGCUGCCGUUCCUGCCCAGCUUGGCGCCACAGAACGCUCAGCCGGGCUCAGCGGGGGGCUCGGGGGCAACGUCGGGGACAGUGCCGUCACCAGCGGCAUCGGCACAGGCGAGCGCCUCUUCCCGCCAGCGUCGGGCCUCUCCUUCUCGGCGUGGUUCUGCGUGGAGCGGUUCUCCCCGCCGGGCCGGCCUCCCCACCCGGUGCGCCUCCUCACGCUGGUGCGCCGCGGCGUCGGCGCGGAGCUGCAGCACGUGUGCCUCACCGUGACGCUGUCGGCGCGCGACCGCUCGCUCGUCGUGUCCACGCGAGAGGAGCCGCUCACGGCCUGGUGGAGGACCCGGCGGAGGAGAGCUCCUCGUAUGAGAUUCUGCCAUCGCUCCGCUCGCUUCCGCGUGGCCGAGCUGGCGCAGGAGGGCGUGUGGCACCACCUGGUGCUCACCCUGGGUCGCGGAGUGCUCAAGAACAGCACCGCCACGCUCUACCUCAACGGGCAAACUGCCGGCUCCGCCAAGCUUCACUACGUGCGCUCCUUCCGUGGCUCGGCAAACCCGCCGGCCGGCCUGUCGGUGUUUGGCUUCAUCGGCACGGUGCCCUCGCAGCGCGACGCCGGGCCCCGGCUCCUGGGCGCACCGCACCUCGUGUGGCGCCUUGGCCCCACAUACCUGCUGGAGGAGGUCGUGACCCCGGCAGCUGUGGCCACCAUAUUUGAGCUGGGCUCGAGCUACGUGGGCAGUUUCCAGGCCGUGGGAGCCUCGAACCCCAAAGACCCCAAGGCCGAGGGCAGCCUUGGGCCCCUGGUGGUCGAGGAGAGGGUCUCUCUGGGCCUCAACGCGCUGUCCGAGUCCUCACUGACCGUCGCGCGCAUCCGCAAGGUCUACAACCGCGCCGACAGCAAGGCCAUCGCCAAACAGCUCGGCCUGCUGUCCCACGAGAACGCUACCCCGAUUCGGCUGCUCUUCAACACAGCGUGCCACCUCACCGGGCCGGCACGCACCAUCGGAGCCGCCCUCCUCGGCUACCUCGGCGUGCGCACGUUUGUGCCGCGCCAGCUCGCCAGCACCUUGCAGUACGUGGGCGGCGCAGCGGCCAUCCUGGGCCUGGUUGCCAUGGCGGCGGACGUGGAAGGCCUGUACGCGGCCGUCAAGGCCCUGGUGUGCGUCGUCAAAAGCAACCCACUCGCCUGCAAGGAGAUGGAGCGCAUUCGCGGCUACCAGCUGCUCGCCAUGCUGCUCAAGAGGAAGCGCUCGCUGCUCAACAGCCACAUCCUGCACCUGACCUUCUCGCUGGUCGGCACGCUGGACAGCGGGCGAGAGACGAGCCUCAUCCCCAACCCCGCUGGCUUCCAGGACCUGCUUUGCGACCUCGAGGUCUGGCUCCAUGCACCCUACGAGCUCCACCUGUCUCUGCUGGAGCACUUUGUGGAGCUGCUUACUGAGUCCAGUGAGGCGACCCGUAACGCUCGGCUCAUGCGUGAAUUUGGGCUCGUUCCGCGGCUGCUGCUGACGCUGCGCGACGCUUCGCUGUCACGCGCCUCCGUGGGCGCCGUGGCCAGCGUGCUGCGCCUCCUGCUGCAGGCCUUCCCCUCGCCCGGCGACCUGCUGCGCUUCGGUCACUUCCUCGCCGCCACGCUGCCCCCACACCUGCUCAGCGAGAAGGCGCUAUGCCCCGACAGGGACGAGCAGCAGCAGCAACAACAGCAGGACUUUGGCUGGGAGGAAGAGGUGGCGGGUCAGGGGGGGGCACGCACUGUGUGGCUCAGGAACCAGCUGCUGGAGACGCUCCUCGCGCUGCUGACGCACGGUGCCCGCGACAAGAGCGCAGUCAGCCUCACGGCGUGCGAGGACGUGAUCAGGACGCUGGGCUUCGACUGGCUGCUGCUCUUCACGCAGGGCCACCUGCACCCCAGCACGGUGCUCGCCAGCAUGCGCGUGCUGCUCGCGCUGCUGUCCCACCCCUCGGUGCUGGCGCGCUUCCGCGAGGGUGCCCCGGGGGGCGGCUGGCUCGACCACACUGAGCCUGUGCUCACCAACAAGAUCGGUUCCGUGCUGGGCAUCAAUGUAGGCCGCAGCGGCGGGCGCUCGAGCGUGCGCGAGAUCAACCGCGAGGCGUGCCACGUGCCGGGUUUCGCCGUGCUGCAGGCCUUCCUGCCGCGCCACACCGCCGUGCCACAGCUCUACUUCCUGCUCAUGGCGCUGCUGCUGCAGCAGCCCAUCGCCCGCCUUCCCGGCGACCUCAAGUUUGACCUGGACUCAAUCUGGACGUUCAUCUUCGGGGUCCCCGUGAGCGAUUCCUCCGGACUGGCAGCAGUCGCGCCCAUCAAUGGCAUCUGCCCUGAGGCUGCUAUUCUCCUGCUAUCCAUGCUGCGCAGUAUGCUGAACCAGCCAUGGCAGUCGGAGGAGGAGGGCUCGUGGCUCAGGGAGUACCCGGUCACGCUGCUGCAGUUCUUCCGCUACCUCUACCACAACGUGGCCGACAUGGCGUCGCUGUGGAGCAGCCCUGACUUCCUCUCGGCGCUGGCGGCGACGCUCUUCCCUCUGCACAGCCGCCCUGUCUCGGAGAUGUCGAGUGACUUUGAGGACAUCCUGGACGUGGGCUCUCCGGCUGACGAGUACAAGUCGAUAGUGGGGCCGGACGGGGGCGGCCUCAACCGCAGCCAGUCGGAGUCGGUGAGCGUGGCCGGAAAGGCCCUGCUGGCGAGCCACCCGGCUCGCAAGAUCGUCCUGGACUUCAUGCGCGUCAUCGUGGUGGACAACCUGUGCCUGCUGCCGGCCUCCAAGCAGACGCUCGCCCUUGACGUGUUGCUUGAGGCGUCCCCUGACCGCUCGACCAAGGCGCAGCAGAAGGAGUUCCAGACUGACCUCAUUGUUGGGGUCAUGGAGCAUCUGCUGGCGGCUGACGUGUUGCUGGGCGAGGAUGCAUCCAUCCCGCUGGCGGCCGGCGGGAGCUACUCGACGCUGGUCGCCAACACGCUGUACGUGGCACAGAGGCUGGUGGACAAGCUGUGGCAGGGCAUGUACGCCCGUGACUCCAAGCAGGUGGUCGACUCCCUGCUGCAGCUCAUCACGCAGUCCAAGCGCAAGGCCCCGGGCCUGUCGGCGGACAUCCUCUACCAGUGCCUGAACCGCAGCGUGCUCUACCAGCUGUCGCGGCCCCACCGCACCGUCUCGCAGCAGAUCUCCCUGCUGGACGCGCUGCGCACGCUCACCACGCAGCGCGCGCUUAUCUUUGGCGCACACAACCCCGACCCAGAGUUCCUGGGCUGCCUCGUCUACUGCCUCAUGCAGCUCUACGCGGGCAGCCACCCGGACGGGUUUGGCCUGGAGGCGGAGGGUCGUAUGACCACGUGGCACGUGACCCUGGCUCCUGAGCUCGAGUCAGACCGAUGUCACGGCCCAGACACGAGUGAAGGGCGGCAGCUGUUGCUGAAGGCAGUGCGGCGCGUGUGGGCCGAGCUGAUGGUGAACCGGCGCCAUGCCGUGGAAGACUGGUUUCGCGUGUCGCUGCCGAACAGCGAGACUAGCGGCGUCGACAUCACCGCCGCACGCAGCAUUCUGGAGGAGCCGGCCUCCAAGUGCUGGCAGACACACCUUGCCCAUGAGAAGAAGCUGAUUGGCCGGGGCGAGGCGGCCGUGGGCUCGGCCGUGCAAUCGAAGCUGUACCGCGUGAGCAGCGGCUUCGCGCUCUCGGUGCUCACCGGCGGCCGCAAGUACCGCAAGGAGGCCGGCGCCGGCCGCGCCGCGGCGCCCUCUCUGCAGGACGCCACGGGCUGGAUGUUCACCCACGUGGCGGUCGUGCGUGACCUCGUCAGCUUCCAGCACCGCCAGCACGUGGAGCGCCAGCAGAAUGCGCAGCGCUACGUGUCGGAGGAGUUCAGCCAGCUGGAGGGGGAGCUGACACGCGAGCGGGGGCUCUGGGGGCCCCCCGUGGGCUCGCACCUCGACAAGUGGAUGCUGGACAUGACGGAGGGGCCGUGCCGGACGCGUAAGAAGAUGCUGCGCAACGACAUGUUCUACGUGCACUACCCGUACGCGCCCGACGGGGAGCCGUCGUCCCCGGCCGCCGCAAGUCAGCACCGGCCGGGGAAGUACCGGCGCGCCGUGAGCCACGACAGCAAGGAGUUCUACAAGCGGCGCUCGGCGUGCGGCGCGCUCGAGUCCGUCGCGCCGGAGGAGGCGGCCGAGGUGGACGGCGCGCCGCCCGACAGCGAACAGCACGGCGGCAGCGGCGGCGACGACACCAUCGCACGCGUCAGGGGCAUCGUGAAGGCGCCCCUGCGGCGCUCGCGCUCCGUUCCGGACCCCAGCGAGGAGGAGGGCUCCGAGGGCGGCGCCGAGAUGCAGGGCGACGCGGUCGGAGGAGAGAGCGAGGAGAAGACCGACAAUCAGACGGUGUUGCGGCUCCUGGAGGAGGGAGAGAAGAUCUGCCACCUGUACCGCUGCGCGCGGGUACAAGGUCUGGACACGAGCGAGGGGCUGCUCCUCUUCGGCAAGGAGCACUUCUACGUCAUCGACGGCUUCACGGUGACGGCCACGCGAGAGAUCUGCGACAUCGACCACCUGCCCGCCAGUGAACAAGACGCCAUCAUCCCCAAGGGCUCGCGCCAGGGCCCAUGCCAGCUCAAGAGGACGUGCAGCAAGUUCGCCUACGAGGACGUGCGCGAGGUGCACAAGCGGCGCUACCUCCUGCAGCCAAUCGCAAUCGAGGUUUUCUCCAGCGACGGACGGAACUACCUACUCGCCUUCCCAAGGGGCAUCCGCAACAAAGUCCACCAGAGGUUCCUGUCGGUGGUGCCGUCUCUGGCCGACAGCAGCGAGUCCGUCUCUGGGCAAAGGCCCAACACCAGCGUGGAGGGGACCGGCUUGCUCAGUACGCUGUGGGAGAAGUCUGUGACUCAGCGAUGGGAGCGCGGAGAGAUCAGCAACUUCCAGUACCUGAUGCACCUGAACACGCUGGCCGGGCGCUCUUACAACGACCUCAUGCAGUACCCUGUCUUUCCCUGGAUCUUGGCCGACUACGACUCCGAGGAGCUGGACCUGAGCAAUCCACGCACGUUCCGCGACCUCUCCAAGCCGAUGGGUGCCCAGACGGAGGAGCGGCUUGCUCAGUACCGCAAGCGCUACCGCGACUGGGACGACCCCACCGGAGAGACGCCAGCGUACCACUACGGCACGCACUACUCGUCGGCCAUGAUUGUUGCGUCGUACCUGCUGCGCAUGGAGCCAUUCACUCAGACCUUCCUCCGCCUGCAGGGAGGACACUUUGACCUGGCCGACCGCAUGUUCCACAGCGUGCGCGACGCCUGGUUCUCAGCCUCCAAGCACAACAUGGCCGACGUCAAGGAGCUCAUCCCCGAGUUCUUCUACCUGCCCGAGUUCCUGCUCAACAGCAACAACUUUGACCUGGGCUGCAAGCAGAACGGCAUCAAGCUGGGCGACGUGCUCCUCCCGGCCUGGGCCAAGGGAGACCCGCGCGAGUUCAUCCGCGUGCACCGCCAGGCUCUGGAGUGCGACUACGUGAGUGCGCACCUGCACGAGUGGAUCGACCUGGUGUUCGGCUACAAACAGCAGGGCCCCGCCGCCGUGGAGGCCGUCAACGUGUUCCACCACCUCUUCUACGAGGGCCAGGUGGACAUCUACAACAUCAAUGACCCGCUCAAGAAGACCGCCACCAUCGGCUUCAUCAACAACUUCGGGCAGAUCCCCAAGCAGCUCUUCCGGAAGCCGCACCCCCCGAAGCGCGUGCGUUGCCGUGGAAACGGCGAGAACCCCGGCGCGACCCCGACGGCGGGGGGUGGCAGUGGGGUCCCAGACCGCCUCUUUUUCCAUCACCUUGACAACCUGAAGCCGUCCCUUGCGCCCGUCAAAGAGCUCAAGGAACCUGUGGGUCACAUCGUUUGCACGGACAAGGGCGUCUUGGCCACCGAGCAGAACCGCACACUGCUCCCGCCGCAGUUCAACCGCACGUUCUCCUGGGGCUACGCAGACCUCAGCUGCAAGCUGGGCAGCUACGAGUCGGAGAAGUGCUGCGUGGUGUUUGAGUGCCUGUGGGAGUGGGGCCACGUGCUGUGCGCCGUGUGCCCCAACCCGCGCCUUGUGGUCACGGGGGGCAGCAGCACGGUGGUGUGCGUGUGGCAGCUGGAGCAGGGUGGCACCAAGGAGCGCGCCCGCCUCACGCUCAGACAGCCGCUGUAUGGCCACACGGACGCUGUCACGUGCCUGGCCGCGUCGCCCGCCUACCACAUCGUGGUGAGCGGCUCGCGCGACCAGACGUGCUGCGUGUGGGACCUCAACAAGCUGACCUUCGUCACGCAGCUGCGGGGCCAUCGGGCCCCCGUGUCGGCGCUCUGCAUCAACGAGCUCACCGGAGACAUCGUGUCGUGCGCCGGCACGCACGCGUUUGUGUGGAGCAUCAACGGCGACCCCGUGGCGAGCGUGAACACGUGCGCGGGUGGACGCAGCCAGCACAUCCUGUGCUGCUGCGUGUCCGAGACAAGCGAGUGGGACCCGCACAACGUCAUCGUCACGGGCCACUCGGACGGGGUCGUGCGCAUGUGGCGCAUGAAGUUUGUCCAAGUUCCAGAAAUCAUCGCACAGGACGAGACGAGGCUCUCGGAGAGGCAGCCGCUGCCCUCCACACUGCAGCCUAUCGUGACGGACGGUGCAGAUGAUGAGAGCAGCGAGUCCGAGGGGGACGAGUGCAGCAGCUCCGCGGACGCCCGCAGCAACCGCUCGGCAUCGCCACGGCAACCACGCGGCACGGAGCGGCACAGCGCGCCCUGGAGCACGGGCGACGCGAAGGUCCCGGCCUCGGACGACCCCAAGCGCUGGUCCCAGAACCUGAGCGUGGAGGAGAGCGACGGCUACGUGCUGGUGAGCUACGGCGACGGCGCCGCCCUGGGCCGCCCCGCAGACCCUGCGCGCUCCCGCGCCAGCUCCCAGGCGAGCUCCGAGGCCUCUCCUGAAAACCAGGCGCUGGCGCAAUCACAGCCGCAGCCUCCGCCGGAAACGCAGAGCCCGGCGAGCAAGCUGAAGUCGGGUUUCUGCUGGGAGCGGCAACUGGUGCUGUGCGGGAGGCUCACGAUGCACACGGCGUUCGACCGCAAGGACAACGCUCAGCCGGCCGAGGUCACCGCCCUCACCAUCUCCAAGGACCAGAGCCGCGUGCUGGUGGGCGACGCGCGAGGCCGCGUGUUCAGUUGGGCCGUGAGCGAGAGCCCCGGCCGCACGGCCGCCGACCACUGGGUGCGCGACGAGGGCGGCGACGCGUGCGCCGCCUGCGCCACGCGCUUCUCCAUCACCGAGCGCCGGCACCACUGCCGCAACUGCGGGCAGCUCUUCUGCCAGAGGUGCAGCAAGUACCAGUCGGAGAUCCGGCGGCUGAAGCUGAUGUCGCCGGUCCGGGUGUGCCAAGCUUGCCACGCCAGCCUGCAGGCAGAGCGCGGCGGUGGCACUGCAGGCGGUGGCGGCAGCGGCGGCGGCAGCGGCGGGGACGGCGGCGAGCGUGGCCGCGUGGCCACGUGAUGGCCGCGUGGCCACUUGAUGAUGCGCCACCGCGUCGUGCCGGACAGAACGCUGCUGGCCCUGCCUCGCCGGCGGUGUCUCCCUGUAACCCACGGUUGCCCCGUACUUCGCGCGAUCGGCGGAGGGGGUGCGGUGGGCAUGCGGUUCUUUUUUACGCCCAAUUAUAUUCCAGUUGUCGUGGCAUCGGCGUCACGUCGAGGCGUUUCCAUGCGGAACUCUGGCGGCGAGCAGAGCAACGUCGCGCCGCAGAGCAGAACAGCCGCGGAGGAUGAAGUCACGCGGCUUCACGUGAAGUCACCCAGGUCGCUCGUGCGAAUGAGACCGUCCUCGUCGCGUAGGGUCUCGUUUGGUCAAACAAAUAAACUUGAAAUCCCUUCGAUUGCCCCCUCGCCCGUGCCAGGCGGCGCUCCCUCCUGCCCUGUCGCCAGCAGUCGUCGUGUUUGGAAAACCUAAAGCUGAAAUUUUCUGAAUUGAAACCAAAAAAUGUUGACGCAAAUUGAUCUUUUCGGUGAACGCGUCAACUCCCCACACUUGACGACCGUUUCCACGCAGGCGGCUGAAAUCCGGUGGGAGCUCGGUGGGUCUCCAGUGGGCCACCCUGAACCACCCAGAGCCACCCAGCAGCUGUUUCCUAACAUAAUUCCCCCGUUGACGGGCUAAGAUGGGACAGGAGAGAUAAUUCCCAAUUGUUUGUUAAACAUUUUUUUAUCGUUUUAAAAAAUUAUGGUAUGCUGGUCGUGAGUGAUUUUUUUAUUUUAUUUUUAUUUAUCUGCUGCUGGGAAAGGCACCGACCUGGCAUCGCUGGGAGGAGAUGACAAAAUAAACGCACACGCACACACAAGAACGCACGCACACACGCACCGGGUCACCGACGGCUGGGUCGGUGAGCCACAAAACCGGGAGCCGAGUCACCUGUUGCAAAAUGGAACGGCGAAUUCUCACGCAAAGCCGCCCCAACUAAACAUGUAUGUACGUGUGUCGAAUUUAUUUCACGGCGGAUAUUUGCGAAUAUUGGCGCAGAGAAACUGCACGCGAGCUCUACCGUGACUCACAACUUGACCGUACACGCACGCACACACACCGGCCCAGCGAUCGUAGCUGCCAUGCCGAAGUUUUGCGCAGCCUUUCUCAUUAGCGAGCAAGUGCUGUCUACUCGUAAUUACGCGCGAGGGACGCCCCGGCCUGGUGCAGCAGCCGGUGGCCUCCCCCAGCUUGGCGGGUUUCCCGUCGCUGUCGUCGUCGUCGUCGUCAUCGUCGUGGUGUUUAUUUGACGGGCGCGCGCCGUCGUUUCGCUAAAGGGACUUGUCGGAGUGCCGGCUCCAAUGCGUCGGAGCGGCGUUAUAUCAUACGUGUCUGAGCGUGCAAUACUUAUCGUUUUAUUCCCACUGAGAUGGGUGGAGUUGUGAAAGCUGGGAGCGCGUGUUCUGUGAGCCGUGCUCUGUGAGCCGUGGCAAUUCUAUCGGGGGCCCGAAUGAGCAGCACUGCCCCCCCUCCCAACACCCAGUGUGCCCCCCCCCCGCCCCAUUUAGAGUCAGAUCCUUGACGAUGUUGCCGCCGCCACCACCACCACAGACGUCUCAUCCCCCUUGCAGUGGAGUUUGCCCCAAAACCCCAUAUCAGGUGGUUACUCGCCCCCAUUGCCCCCAUUACUGGGUCCUAGAAUUGCCACUGCGCAUGAGGAAGUGGAGCUGUCAUGUACAGGAGGCUAAGUGGGAUGGACGCAGCACUAUACUAUAGACGAUGCUACUCGCGCGUGAACAUGUCUGUCCCUCUGACGUGUAGCGAUGUACAUAAGGUUCAGUUGGAAACGCGGAUAAAGGGCCACGUUCAUGCGGAGGGGAUCCGUAACGUGGACUUUUAGCGUCGGCACGACGUUAAAAGUCCACGGGGCCCCGGGGGCGGUGAGAUGUUGGUGUAGAGGGAUUCGUUCGGGAGAUACGGACAGUGGCAGAGACAGGGAGGAGGGGGAGACAGACGAGUAGGGAGACAGGCGAGUAGGGAGAUGCAGGCAGGGACUAAGCACGACAGGAGCAGGGGACCAAUGGAUGAGUUUAUAAUAACAACUCGUGAGUUAUGACGUAUUGGUUCACGCCGUGUCGCCAUCAGCCUUGAUUUGAACAGAACCGGCCGGAUCCCAACUCUUGACUUGAAGGAAAAGUCUGCUCCCUUUUACGUCAUUCCUGACCCACGGUCGUGCCCAGAGCGCCCUGGGAUCCCGUUCGUCCUCGCUCCGCGCUCCGUGCCCGAGCCCCAACCCGGUGUGCCGGGCACGCGGCCGCACGCUCGGAACGAGCCCCCACAAUGCAGGCGGUGCCGUCUCUCGCUUUGGGCAUGAUAGCACAACCCCCGCCGCCAGGGUCUGGUUUUUAGAUGUUUAUGGUUUUAACGGUUUGGUAGCAGUGGGCAAGUGGCUGUUGCGUUAAAGCAAAACUUUUAAGUGCAAUGAUCGGUCCUUAAAAAUGAGAUUUGCGACGCGAAUACAAAGAGUUCAAGUUGGCGUUUAGGCUCGGGGGAACAAUGGUAAUAAUAAUUGUUAUUGUUGUUGUGAUCAUCGUCAUAUCUCGAGGGAGAUGCUCGAUCUAAAUGGGUUUGUGGAUCGCAUGCGUGGUCGUCCGUUUGAUUUGCGACGUUGGAGCGGAUGGUUCAUUGGUCGUGUGGGAGAGAAAUGUCGAUUGACGUGAUCGGCAGAUGACUUGUAAGUGAACGAAUUUUGUGCGAGCGGUUCACUCAUUCACCUGCAGGGACUGCGUGUGCAUGCGUCUGAGCGCGCGUGUGUGUUGUGCUUCUCUGUGUGUGUGUGCGUGCACGCGCGUCUAUCCGUCCGUGUGUUUGUGUGUGUCGGUGGUGGAGCGGAAGCGAAGUGGUUCGCAGACUGCGACCCAAUUUCGAUUCCUGCUCGCAGCCAUCACCAGUGGCGAUGUGUAAAUGUCGCCACUGGCCACCCACCCCCCGUGUGCUCACAGCACUUGCCUCCAACUCUCUGUUGAGGCUACAUGGGUGAUCUUUAUCUUUCAGUGUGCCUGUCUCUGUUUGUAUCGGAGUGUAUCUCUGUGGGUGUCUGUCCCUCUGUGUGGCUGUGUGUGUCGCUCCCAGUGUUUAUUUGUGUAUCUGUGCGUGUAUCACUUCGUGUGCAUAUGGCUGUGUGUAUUUGCCCGAGUGUGCGUGUCUGUGUGUCAUCACCAGAGCCCAGCUUUCACAUCCAUGUGACUUGAUUACUGCCUUUCUUUGCAUUGAACACUUUUUGUUACACUCGAUAUCACAGCGUUUGCGGUUCUGUUUACUAUUCCCUUACACUGUGCUGUACAUUUUCAUGUAAAAUUCGCCAAUCUCAUCUGAUGCCUAGGCAGGACGCUUCUGUGAUACAUGGUGCAAUAACUGCUGAUGAUGAUGAUGGACAAAGCAGGCAGUUUCGUGUCAGACCCCCCCCCCCCCCGGGAAGUGGUGGCUACGCCGCGCGUGGCUGCUGCCUGAUAUCCAGCGCCGUGGAGGCAACAGCGAGGGUUGACGGGUCACCCCACAAAUGUUGUGAAAGUCCCUUCAUUCACCACCACGACGUCGAGGAGGAGCCCGCUACGGUGGCUCGCCAGGAGAAGGCUGUACGGCCGCGUGCCGAAUCCACCCGUCUCCCAUCUGCACGGGGGAUCGAGUGCCGCCCCCUCGCACGCCGGGUUUUCUCAGGGUGCUCCGGUCUCCUCCCACGUGUGUGUAUAUAUAUCAAUACUCAUUGGCUGAAUACAUCUUAAUCUAUACGACGCGCCUGCGUGUGUUGUGGAUUGCGUGGCAUUAAAAUGCAGUUGCUUCAAUGACGCCGCUAGCCUACACGCUCAGUCACCUGUGUACGAUGAAGAGUUGGGACACGUGAUUAUUUAAGUAAUGGAUUACUCCGUUUGGUCACAAUCGGAGAACACGAAAAUAAUUGGGGUGUGCCGCUGGACGGGAGGUGAUGGGCGGGCCUUGAUGUGAUCGGCACCGCGAGCCGCGUCUUGUUGGGCGGGGCUUGCCUGGGGUUUCCCGCCUUCUCGAGGAGGGGUGUGGGGGGGUAGUCAUUGACCCCAAUAGUCAUUGACCCCAAUAGAUGAUACAUUUGACAUCAAUUCAUCGACUUCAAUUGACUGCUAUUCAAAUUCAAUGUUUUACAAAAGAGCCACGGUGUCGGCUCGCGUGUCUGGCUCGCACGGCAUUGUCCUAGUGCUGUGCGCAACACGACGACGCGUCGUCGACGAUGGUUGUCGGUCUCCUCUCGGUGGACCUGGGCCCCUGAACAUCGCAAAGUCGCGGUCCUGUCACUGACUCCGGGGCCACCAAAUGGAGCCGUGUCCGCUCUGUGCACGAGCCGCGCGCUUCACGCUCGCGUCGACCUGCUGCUGGACGAGGACUUUGUCCAUUGCCGCCGCGAGGCGGUGCGGGGGAGGCAAGAGAGGCGAUGGGGAGAAAACGCCAAAGUGUGGAGCAGUGUGAGGGCGCAAGCGGCGAGAGGAUUUGCUCGUGACGGCGAUUGAAAGCACGGCGAGGACGAGACGCGACGGUCGGUGACUGGUCGCGACCGAGGCCUCGACACGAGUGGUGGGGAGACUCGAUGAAUAAAGUUCACGGUAACAGCAGCGUGGGGCCAUCCAUCUCGUACGUACGCAUGGAGGGGGGAGGGGGAGGUAACCCAAAUGUGUACGCUUGCGUAUGGGGGGUCUACUCACAAUGUACACAUAGGAAACGGGGGGGGGGGGGUGAAGCCUCGAUAAUAAUUUGUCUACAUCGGCCUUCAAAUGAGCCACAGUUGAGUUUCUUCAGUUGUGAGACAAGUACUGCCGGGAGAAGUGGGACUGGGAGAGGUCACUCGUGUGCCACCGUGCCCCUGACUGCAGCUGUUACGCAGCUCAACAACAUCAGUGGCCAGGGCACGCGACGUAAUUCUUUAAUGUAGCCGGCGGUGGACUAUCUGUUUGCUUAAACGCGUUAAUGUUAUUCAUCCUUGAUCAUUUCUGCGUGGAUUAAAUAUGGGCCGCUCUAGGAUUCGGAGGG